Messenger RNA from Musa acuminata subsp. malaccensis (wild Malaysian banana), 2931 nucleotides. RefSeq names its product probable galacturonosyltransferase 7. Gene Ontology annotation, molecular function: polygalacturonate 4-alpha-galacturonosyltransferase activity. Lineage: Eukaryota; Viridiplantae; Streptophyta; Magnoliopsida; Zingiberales; Musaceae. The record is from RefSeq and is a predicted model, not a curated record.
GAGAUCGGACAUGGAUCAAUCAAAUCUCCUCUCCUCUCCCCCCCCCAAUAAACGCGCUAUAUCGCGACCAUGGCAACUGGUUCCAAUAAAUCAUAGAGGAGAAGAGGAAUAGUUAUUUCCUGUGUGUGUGUGUGUGUGCGGGUGUGUUGUGUCUUGCAAACCGUACGUGGCCUGCCGAAUCCCCAUUUUUCAUAGAGAAAGGGAUCGAGGCUCUUCCUUUUUAUAUACGAUCCGUUCCGGUUCUCUCCCCUCCCUAUCCUCCGCUCGCCUCUUUCCUCAUUCUGUGGGUGUCAGUGCUUAGAAUGCAAUCGGAGAUCAAUCUUAACUGAAACAAUUACACCGAAAUAGCGAGAGAUAUAGAUAAAGAGGGAGGGAGAGCGGGCGAGAGAUCUUCCCACAUUGAUUUGGAUGUCGUCUCAAUGAUAAUGAGAGAGAAUCAUACUAGUAGUUGAGAUUUCGCGGGAAGGAAACGAGGAAGAAGAGGAGCUAGGUUUGAGAGAGAGAGAGAGAGAGAGAGAGAGAGAGAGCUCCGGGAGGUGAAAGGAGAUGAAAGGGUACGGCUCCGCCGGUGCCGGCGGAGGAUCGGUGGUCGCCCAGCCGGCGUCGAAGCGGCGGUGGAAGGGGCAAGCUGCGGCCGUCUUGGCCCUCGUCGUCUUCUCGCUGCUCGUCCCACUCGCCUUCCUUCUCGGCCUCCACAACCGCUUCCCGUCCGGAUACUUGGUUGAUGAUCGCUCCCAACAGGAAACUACGUUUGAGAAUUACCAUAAUGUGGGCGGUGGUCAAGAUCAGACUCCCUCAGAGGAUGAUCAGCGAAGGGUUCUUAACCUUAUGAACAGAUUUGCGCCACCUUUCCAGAAGGAUGCUAAUAGUGUGUCACCUGAUGAAUACAUGAGAAUCAACAACACUGGUAGUUCACCAUCUACUUUGCAACCAAAGGACCAUACCUCUCAGCCUAUAACAAAGAAUGAGGCAUCCAUAUCGAAAGGUCCACUUACAGAAAAUAAUGUUGCUCUGAAGGAACCUUCAUCUCUGAGUAAUAGAAUUGGUGGGGAAGAUGGAAAGAAGAACCGUGACAAAGCUUCAAAUGUUUAUGAGACAGAGAGCUCCUGUGAACUUGAAUUUGGAAGCUAUUGCCUAUGGUCCAGAGAACACAGGGAAGUAAUGAAAGAUUCUGUUGUGAAGAGACUGAAGGAUCAGCUUUUCGUGGCAAGAGCUUACUAUCCGAGCAUCGCAAAACUUCAGGGUCAAGAAAACCUAACACGUGAACUGAAACUGAAAAUUCAGGAUCAUGAGCGCAUGCUUAGUGAAGCAGUUUCUGAUCCUGAUCUUCCACCAUUUGUGGGGAAGAAUAUAAAAAGAUUGAAUGAGGCGAUUGCAAAAGCCAAGUCAUGCAGUGUUGAUUGCAACAAUGUUGACAGGAAACUUAGACAGAUACUUGAUCUGACAGAAGAUGAAACUCAUUUUCAUAUGAAGCAAAGUGCAUUCCUAUAUCAACUUGGUGUCCAGACCAUGUCCAAAAGUUUCCAUUGCCUUUCCAUGAGACUGACAGUAGAAUAUUUCAAAUCACCAUUAUCAGAUAUGGAGCAUCCAUUUGCUCACAAAAUUGACAGUCCAAAUCUUCAGCACUAUGUUAUCUUUUCCAGAAAUAUACUUGCAUUAUCAGUAACUAUCAACUCUACCGUUAUGAAUUCUGAGGAAUCUGAUACCAUAGUUUUCCAUGUGAUCACUGAUAAAGAGAACUUUUAUUCCAUGAAACAUUGGUUUGCCAGAAAUUCAUACAGAAAGGCGACCAUUCACAUCCAAAACUUUGAUGAGCUUAAGGCUAAUCUCUUUGGCAACUUGGAUUUGGCAGAGCUGUCAGUGUCUGAGGAGUUUCGUCUCUCUUCUCAGGCUAUUUCUCAACCAACCCCUUUGCAGAUGAGAACCAAGUACCUCUCAAUUUUUGGUCAUUCCCACUUUCUUCUCCCUGAUAUAUUCAAGAAUCUAAAGAAGGUAAUUCUUUUGGAUGAUGAUGUGGUUGUCCAGAAGGACAUAUCAUUUUUGUGGAAUCUUGACUUGGGAGGAAAAGUAAAUGGUGCGACACAAUUUUGUGGGGUCAAAUUGGGUCAGCUGAAACCGUACUUGGGCACCAGUGGGUAUGAGAGUAAUUCUUGUGCUUGGAUGUCUGGACUAAACAUAGUUGACUUGGAGAAAUGGAGAGAACAUGAUAUCACUGGAAUUUACAGAAGGUUUCUCCAUCAGUUGCAACAUGAAAAUGAGGCGGGGUGGAGGGCUGCAACACUCCCAGCAGGUUUACUUUCUUUCCAUGGUCAGAUAUAUGCUCUAGAUGAUGCAUUGGUUCAGCAAGGGCUCGGUCAUGAUUAUGGAGUCCCUGAAGACACCAUAGAAAAUGUGGCAGCAUUGCAUUAUAAUGGCAACAUGAAGCCUUGGCUUGAUCUAGGCAUUCCCAAGUACAAAAAAUACUGGAAGAAGUACCUCACACAAGACGAGCGAUUUAUGGAUGAGUGCAACGUUAAUCCAUAGCUUCAGCUGCAAGAAACAGUAUUAGAAUUGAAGCAAAAGGGGAGCCAAGGAAACUUGCUUGCUGUUGUGUCUGCAACUAAAGCAGAAACAUCAGAUGCUUCAACCGUCAAGUGUCACCAAUAAAAUUGGAAAGGAACGUUCGUCCUUAUGCAGCGGCCAUCGAGCAAGGCGAGCAUUGGUUUAACUCUAAGAUUCUUCACCGCAGAGAAAGGCGUAGGAAGAUAAAGGCUACAAGAGUUGAUCUUGUACAAUGUGUUUCAGGUAAGUUCACGUAUUAGCUGGUUUGCAUCCAUCAUUCAUUUGUUAUAUAUAGUCUGAAGAUUAAUGGGGUGGCACCUCAAAUUGGAUUGAUGCCAUCCUUGGACCACUGUAGAUUUAUUAUUUUUUCCCCCUAUUAUUUUUUUUCCC